Schistosoma haematobium is the source of this 12649-nucleotide messenger RNA. RefSeq names its product DnaJ (Hsp40), sub A, member 4, variant 2. The transcript has 4 exons. The record is from RefSeq and is a predicted model, not a curated record. Bases 374 to 1423 code for a protein of 349 amino acids. NCBI's taxonomy places the organism in Eukaryota, Metazoa, Platyhelminthes, Trematoda, Strigeidida, Schistosomatidae. Gene Ontology annotation, biological process: response to heat; protein refolding. Gene Ontology annotation, molecular function: ATP binding; Hsp70 protein binding. Gene Ontology annotation, cellular component: cytoplasm; cytosol.
AUUAAUACUUAAGAAAGGCAUGAAAAUUUUCACAGAGGUACCGAAUCAAAUAAGUAGAAUGGGUGACAUAUCUAUUAUCUUUGUUUAUAAAGUGUGAAGACUACAGUAUGUGUCAAUUGUUUAUCUGUUCCUCUUUAGUCUAGAAAGUUCCGCCCGCAGUCAGUGAGAGCGGAUUUUGACAGAAAUGGUGAAGGAGAGGAAGUAUUAUGAUCUGCUCGGCGUCCCUGUGACCGCAACUGAGGCGGAAAUAAAAAAGGCCUACCGCCAGAAAGCCCUUAAAUAUCACCCGGAUAAAAAUCCGGAUAGCGCAGACAAGGUAUGUUAGCCAGUGUUACUUUGACAGACAAAGUUCAAAGAAAUCUCUCAAGCAUUUAUGGUUCUGAGCGAUCCUGAAAAAAGAGAAUUAUAUGAUGCAAGAGGCGAGCAAGGAAUUAAAGAGGGUGGCGUUGAUUCGGGUGGAAUGGCUGACCCAAUGGAUAUAUUCCAAAUGUUCUUCGGGGGUGGUCGUUCUCGCGGACCCCGUCGAGGAAAAGACUGUGUGCACCAGUUGUCAGUGACCUUAGAAGAGCUAUACAAUGGCAGUGUUAGGAAACUUGGUGUUACGCGAAAGGUUAUAUGUGAUCAGUGCCAAGGUCGUGGUGGCAAGGCGGGUGCCGUUGUAACCUGCCGCACAUGUCGAGGAACAGGCAUCCAGACUCACGUUCGCCAGUUAAACGUCGGGUUCGUUCAGCAGAUACAGACUACCUGCAGUGCAUGCAAGGGCGAAAAAGAAAUUAUUGAUCCAAAGGAUUGUUGCAAAAAGUGUGAAGGCAGAAAAGUUGUCCGCGAAACCAAGGUGAUUGAAGUCCCAAUAGACAAAGGCAUGACUGAUGGUCAAACAAUCAAAUUCCAUGACGAAGGUGAUCGCGAACCGGGCUUAGAACCCGGCGAUCUUAUUAUUACCCUUGAUGAGCAACCGCAUAGCCGUUUCAUCAGACGUCGAAACGACUUGAUACACACUAUAGAAUUAUCACUCUCUGAAGCCUUGUGUGGCUUCCAGCGAACAAUACGAUCAUUAGAUGAUCGGACACUAGUGAUAACUUCCAGACCGGGUGAGGUGUAUACUAAUAAAGAUUUCCGUGCGAUUGAAGGAGAAGGAAUGCCAAGAUACAAAAACCCGUUCGACAAAGGCCGGUUGAUUAUCAAGUUUGACAUAUCAUUCCCGAAGAAUGGCUUUCUUUCUAAAACUCAACUGGAUUCGUUGCGAAAGUUACUUCCUCCACCUACUUGUAUUGAAGAUAUUCCUGAAGAUGCAGAAUCGGUUGAGUUGCAUCCGUUCGAUCCUGAGUUUGAUCACCAGCAACAGGAGCGCCGUGGCGAGGUAUACGAAGAUGUAGAUGGUUCUGAGAGUUCCAAUCCGCGAGUUCAGUGUGCAUCCGCUUAAUGUGAUUAAUUUAUAUCCGUGGUUCGGAUCGCGGAUGUGCAUUUUGGGUUGUCUAUAUGAUAUACACAUCUAAUAUGGACCAUUCGAUGUGUUUACUUAACCUUAACAACAGCCAUUUACAUUAUCGCAUCCAUAUAUUUUGAAUUAAACUUGUCUACGGAACACUCGUUACACUAUCCGACUUCUGUUCACUUUUGAGAUAAUUUGCAGCUAAGUUGGAUGUCAUAAUUUAUUGUCUAGUUCUCGCCAUUGGGGAGCAUUUACUGUUCGUGAGCUAGAAAAACGACCAAUAAAUUUAACUGCGACGGUUCAGGAAAACGUAAUCUUAACAAGUCGAUCUUAAGGUGGUUGCCUGUAAGGUAGCUGCGAAUGUGGCUGUAACAGUGACCGACAAUCCUAGGUGGUUCCUGGCACUUUUUGAGGACCAUAUUCGGGCAAAUCCUGUAUCCAUCUCAUUCGAUCUUCAAUUACAUGGUGCGGUAAUUUUUGAGCCGUCUUUAGCAAACUACGGUGAAAAAGAUGUGUAUUUUGUUUGGAGUUUCUUCCCAUAAAUUUCCCUAACAGCCUGUAAGUCAUCUCAUUAUUAUUCCUGAUGUAUUCUAUUGACUUUCCUCGCCCUGAUAUCUGCAUUCGUCCAGUAAGUCCUCGUGUUAGGACUGUAGUUAGUAGAGUGGCGUAUAGCUUGGUCGGAAGGUAAGUUUGUCUAUUAUUAAUUAUCAGGCAUAAAACAUAAUGAAUUACAUUGAAAACUAUGAUGUGCUCACAACUUUGACUGCCAGGGUCGUCAGAGGUUUUAAAUCAAUUCCAAACUAUCAGGCUACAGAUAUUUGGGAUUUCCACCACCUAACUGAAAGGUGAAAGUUGAACACUAGUCAACGCGACUAUAUCCUCGUGGGUGCUUCUCCAUUUCGAGGCUACUAAUAUAUAGUUGGUGCCUUUGAAGUGCUGCAUGUGGUGAGACUAUCAAGCAGGCGGUGUUGUGUUUGGGCUGGAGGUGCACAAGUUUCAGUAUAAGCGAGCACCAAACGUGUGUGCGCCGCAUUUCAUUGCUCAACUUGUGUAGAGGGCUGGGACACCUUAGUUUAAACCUCACUAGCCGUAACUUGCUGAAUGUUUUGGGCGUUUAAUAUCUCUAUUCAUAUGGAUAAUUAAUAUAACAUAAAGUUUGUGCAUACAGCUUAAUAGCUCUAGAAAAAUUGACACUACCUUGUGAUGUGCUAAUCAUUUGUUUUAAGCCUUUAAUAGUCGAAAAUUUCCAUAAGUCUUACGUCUAACUGUAUGUAGCUUGGAACUAAUCGGGAAAACAGUGAGGAAGUUAGUACUGUAUCGGGAACAACUUUUUCAUUCUAUAAGUUCGAUAAGACAUUUAUCAGCUAGCGAAAUACACAACUGGAUCGUGAAACCAAAACUAUCACGUCGAGUCUUAUUGGACUAACCAAAAAGUGCAGAUUGACUUCAAUCGCGCCAAUCUGCGUUUCAUGUUUCUUAGUAAGGCUACAGAUGAGGAAAUUGGGUUUAAAACUAAGGAGUUUGUUAAUGCACUGUUGACCUAGUAAUUAUUUCGUCAGGAUAAUUGGUAAGGUAAUUACGGGAUGUCCAGAUGAUAAGUACUUGUUGGAUAUGGUGGGGUUAUGAGAUUCCAUAAUUUUAGAUAGCAGUUUGAAUAGACGAUGAAUAUAGAAUACAAUUAUAUUUAAACAAAACAACGGUAAUAAAUAAGCAGGUUCACAUUUCACUAAUUUAGGUGUUUUAUGACCUUUUUAGUGGGUUUUUGUGUGGAUGGACAGGGUUUUUCUUAUGUCCCAACGUCGUUAGAUUUCAGUAUUGUCUACUGGGCCCAUGGAUGCCCAAAAAUUCACCGCACCAGCCUCCAAAGGCGAUGGCAACUGUGAGCAUCUGAUUAAAGUCAGCAACAGUCACGGACAGUGGGAGCAAAGGAAGUUGCAGUAGGUAAUUGGCGAUAUUUUAGAAUUAUCACAGAACCAAGUGUUUCAAAGUCUAGUGUUAACGAGACCGGUUCCGAAAAGAAUCGAACAGUGACCCACUCAACUCAGAAGUUUGGGGCCAUGGGUGAGGCUAUUUUGAGGAAUGGUUUAAUUCGUCUUCAUCUAAUAUCUAGUUGCUUACUGUUAUCUUAAACAAGUUGUAAAGGCUAUAGCUAGUGACGGAGAAUAGCAAGCCCUAUAGGAUUAACCUCAGGGAUCCUUAGCGGUCAUUUGAACGUGAAACGCCUUCAGGAAGUAGGUAUAUAUAUCUCGUUUUUUAGAAUUCAGGAAGCUUAUACUUGCUCUGAACGUUCCAACCUCUUCUCAGUCCAUUUAUGGUGCCUCCAAGACACUUUCGAAUAUGUUCUGCAAGUUGUAUCCUAUCGAAAGGUAACGGUCAAACUAUUACUUUCAUUGAACGGUUUUCCGAAAAAUAGUUAUUGGGGAGUUUGUACGUGAUAUACUUUUUUUGCAACGGUAAGAUUAUAAGAACAAUUUUUAAGUUGCGCUACUGAGCUAUUCCAGAAGACGUCUAAUAAAGCAGUCUUGUUAUAUUUUAAAUCAACUUCAGUGUUUUACACCGAGAAAUACUUAUACCGUCUUUUUGAUGCCCGAAGACUAGCUCGGUUUUCUCUUUGUGCUUGGGGAUACACUUCCUUACUUUUGUUUAAUCAUCUCGAUAUGAAAGUUACGGGUUUCCUGUUCUGUUACGUCUAUUCCCAGUGGAGCAACAUCUGUAUUUAAAGUUCUAAUUACCAGUACACUAUUCAGUUGGUGAGAACGAUUUGAAAAAGCCUCAAUAAAUUACAAAAUGUUCCAUAAUGUAUUCUCAUGUCGUUCUUCCUGUACAUAUUAAUAGUUAGUGAUAGUCGCCGCGUAAAUUUAGGAAUAAAACUGAAGGGUACUAAUCCUUCAUCUGAGAACUAAAGUAUUCAAUAAGGGUGUCUGUAUUAGUGAAGCUGAGUUAUUCAUGUCAGUUUUAAAAACUUUUAACAUCUAUAGUAUAGGACAGGAAAUUGGUAAGAUCGAGUUGAAAGUGACAUUUGAAUGGCUUUAUUGCAAGAUUUGUAUCAUAAAAGCGUCUAAAUCGCUUCAAAAGACUCCAUAUACAAUUCAAUAUUUACUGUAAGGACUAUAUCAUCCUAAUGCAAUUCAGUACCUUGAAGACUAGAGAUGGUCUAAUUCACUCGGCAAAAUAAUCAACAGUGGGAUUGAAUUCAAUUGCGCUUAUGAUAAACUCGGACCAUGUGGGUCGAAAGAGAGAAGGGAUUUCUUUAUUUGAAAAUAUAAACAUUUAAUCAAAGUGAAGCACUUGUAGUAACAAGUUCAGCGAAGACUUCAUCCGUAGGGACUUGCAAAUAUUCUCGCGUGUAUUUUAAUGAGAUAUUUUCGCGCUGUUUUUGUAAAGUAUUCAGUUUUUCACAUAUAUAACUUGGUUUCAAUAGCUGAGUAUUAAGUGCCAAUAGUUAAUUACCAUAAAUCCUAGAUGUUGUUCCAUCGGUUCUUGUAGGAGCUACAAUAGUAAUUCUGUUGGGUAAUUCAACUAGAAUUAAUAUACUUUCUCCAACCAAUUUUUUUAAACUUUUGGACUCUUGAACCAAAUGGAAUCAACCUACACUUCAAGCAAACGGGUUUUCCCCUUAUUUCUAGAACUAGAGGCCUCAUUUUCAUACUACUUAAGGGCUUAUAGCACUGUUAGAUUGAACCUUUCGUUAAUUUCAGAAAAAAUUAAUACACAGGGAUAUCUAAGUGUUCAAUACCCUCUAGCUAAAGCACAGGUAAGACGUAUUCAUUAAAGUCUUUUGCAUUCACAGCUUCACUAAGCAGUGGAAAAUCAGAAACAACGCAGUUUUCUGAUGAUUCAUUUGCAUCUGACUUAGUCGUAAAAAGUCUUAAGUAGCACGAACCAACAUAGCUUCUUAUUAACGGGAUAGACCUUACAACAUUAAUCCGAGAGUACGCGAACAUCAUCCAACUUUUACUGAUGGGAGUACAUGUGUGUGAAGCUCGUCCGCUUUAAUUGACCUUGAGGCACCAACACGGCCCUGGUACGGCCGAGAGUGGGGAGAGUCCGCUCUCCCUCUCGAAAUGCUCUCACACGGCCACGCGUAUAUAGCCUCUGCCAGGGAAGUCCUACUCACUGCCUUCUCGUGGCGGGGGUGUUGUCUACGAAAAUGAGAGGACGAAGAGCGAAUGUCCGGCGCUUUAACCGGAUUCCAAACCAUUGGUGCACAUGGGCUCCAUUAUCCUGAGGGAACAAAUGGCGUAUGAACCAAUUGUUGGUCACCGGCUUCCAUGGGACUGCAUCUCCUUACGAUGCUCCACUGCCUUUUGGAUCAGACCUUCAGGUCGAAGGCUCGGGGAGUGGCCCCCUAAGAAAACCACCUGCUUCGGUUUUGGCACCCGGGCAGUAUCACAGCCCUCACACAUAUCGAAUGAGAUUUGUGUGGCGCAUAUGUAUUUGGUGCCUCUUUAUACCAUUAUCUAUGUGUUGAAAUAAAUAAUAAAUAAACGUAUUCAUUAACAGGGGAAGAAAUAUUAAGCAAAGUACUUUUCUUUAAUUCAAUUUCGAUUAUCCUAAUAAUCGGAAACUUGUGAUUAAUUAUACCAGUGAUUGAUUUGCCUGUAGAUGCUCAUGAUUACAUGGGAACAAUAAAUCUCUCUUGAAAUUGGUAAUUUCAAUACUAGCAGUAUUAUUAACAAAUGAAUGGGACUGUGGUGUGUGCUACUUAUAUUGAUAUAAGUAGUAUGUGACGCGAGUCAGGUAUGUAAUGUCUGGCAGCAGAAGAUUGGGGAAGAUCAAGAAAGCAAGAGUGGAAAUAGAAUACAAUUUGUAUGAAAAUGCAAGGACAAUGAAGUCUGAGGCAUUUUAAGACAAUUGGUGAACAUUUUGCAAAUUAACGAUUUAAUAUAUUGUUCUCAGAUUUUAUUGAGAUGCUCUGUGAUGUUGUGACAGAUGAAUUCGAUUGUCCCCACCCGUGAUUUGUUCAAUACAGGAAUUUAACUGGAUUAAUAUUUUUGUAGUAAAUGCAUCAAUCUGGUUGAUUACAAAUUACUAUUAUUAUAUCAAAAAUGCAAAUAAUAAACUAUGGGGAUUUUAUAUUAUUUGAUUUUAUAUAUUUUUGUUUGUUACAAAAAGUCAAAUUUUUUGUUGCCAUGGUAAAUGAUACAGAUUUGUAAAAUAUUAUUUUUAUAAAUGAAUUGAUAAUCAUUAAAGUUUUAUUAGUCAUGCCUAGAUACACUUUUAAAUGAGUAUAUACAAGAAAAUAAUGAAUAAAGUUGUUGAAACUAUGAAAUUUAAUAACAAAUGAAAUUUGUUGAUUUUACAAGAAAAACUGGCAAAAUAAAGUUGUUAUUUAACAAUUAUGUGUGUAGUUAGAUAAUUUCAUACGAGACUACUAUCUACUGUAAUCCUCUAAACACUAACCUUUUUUUAUAAUUUUGUACUAUAUAGUACAAACAAACAUUUGAUCUGAUUGAAUAAUUGGAGUGAAAAAAAACUUAUUUCGUCGCAUGCGAAAUAAAUAACGUAUUAAAAGGAUUGUGCUUAUUCACUUUAAGCUCAGUGGAUAAAUUACAUUUUUUGUUAGAGUAGUUAUAUGAAAGAGCUUUCAAAAAUGGUAUUACCUUGUUUUCACUUAAAACGUCGCACAAACUUGAUCAGUCAAGUAUUUAAACCGUUACAUACCGUAGUGAGGAAUGACUAGUCAUCCAAUUAAAAUUGUCUCAAUUAACAAAUGUUUUCUCAAAUUUUACGAUCAAAUUGUGAAACCUAAAUACCAUAUCACAGGUGAAUCUUACAAUUAAUUGGAUCUAAAUUGACUUACAUGGUCAACUACUUAAUCAGUCAUUUGAUCUAAUUUGUGACCAAACAUCUUCAUUUAAUAAUAAUUGUGUGUUAUCACAGACACGCAUACACGGUUUCAACCAGUCACUCUCAGAGGUCAGAUGUGGAUAGCUACAAGAUAUCGGACACUGGAACCAAGAUACUCCAUGGAUAUUGCAUGUUAUCCGUGGAGGCUAGGGAAGGGGAGAUGAUAUUCGUCAACUUGGAUUCCUGUAGCUGAAUCCAAAACUCCAGACUUAUUUUCCAGGAACGGUCGGUGAUGCGUCAAAACAGUUAGAUAUAUCAGUUCAAGGUGAAUUGAUAAAUGAGAGUUGGUGUUGGAUGCACGCUAUUGAUCAAGAUUUUGCUUAAUUUUCCAAGGAAAGACGUUUACUUUUAAUAAACAGACAGAUUCACCGUAAAUUUAUGAACUAGAAUGUAAAUAUUGUUCAGAAGGUAUUCAAUUCACUUCAUUAUUUACCUGCCAAAAGAAUAUAGAAUGUAUUGGAUAAAAUUAAAAUUGUUAUUUAAACAGAAAUACGAUAGGAUAACCUCAGUGUGUUUAAUUAGUCAUUUCCUUUCUUUAUUUGUGAACCAUAUUUUAUCUUGUUUACUUCGUUCGAGUAAUUUUUCUGGUUAGCGUUUUUUAGCGAGUUAGUUUUCUACUGGAUGGAUUCGCUAACCCCAUGCCCAACCCUCCUCCUUUAUCCGGGCUUGGGACCGGCAGUAGCCCCCGAGGGGACUCCAGGAGGAGUUACUUCGUUCAAUAACUAUAAUUGUUCAGUCUGAGAUUCACAUGUUGUUGAACUCUUUUUAUUAUUCUACGUUUAUUACGUCAGCAUUCUAAAUUGGUUUAUUUGCCUUCAAUCCAGUAUUAUGAUGAUAACAAGCACGGUCAGUUGUUAUUUUUUGUUUGAAAAAAAAUGAGAAGUUUAGUUAUUUCAUGGAGUUCAUUGAUAUUCAUCUUUAUAUUUUUUACUGUAUUUGUUUAGUUUUCGAAAAUCUUAAGAUAUUUUUAUCAUGCUAAACAUUAGUCUUAUUUUCAAAUUAGCCAAAUAAAGGUGCUGUUUGUCUCGUUGAGAAUCUUGCAUAUAAAUUACAUUUUAAAACUCAAUAGAUCAGUUUAACCGAUGAAAUAGAUCAUAGUUAUUAAUGAAGUACAAUUUACUAACAAACAAUCUAUGAAAUUUAUCUUCAUUUGUAAUCACUUGUAAAUGAUUCAUAAACAAUUUUUCGAAAUUCAAAUAUAAGGAAAGUUAACCAAUAUAGAUUAAAUCCUUAAUUUCAAUAACAAUAACUUAAUGACCUAUGAAGUAAUUGUGUACAAACAUUCAAGAAAUACAAAUACAUUGUAAUAAAGUUAUAAUAGAGAAAAAAAAAGAAACGAACAAACUAAUGGAUUGUUUUAAAAGGUAAUGUUACCUACAAAAUCUCUUUGAGAAUUUGUUAAAACCCGAGAAACAUAAUGAAUGAACUUUGGGAUCCUUUUAUGGACCAAUACUAAACGUAUAUUUCUAUUGUAUAAUUAUUAAAUAACUAAACUAUGCAUAUUCAUAUUCAUCUUAUUAUAAGCUGUAUUUUGACCCAUAAACUAUUAUUAUACGUUUUACCAUUCUUGAGUUAUACCCAGUAUAUUAAUUACUACCUCCCUCAUUCACAGCCACAUCUGACUAAUUCUUGUAAAAAUGUUGUUUCAUAUAUUUAUUCGUACGUUGUGGUCUGCUUGACUGGUAUAUAAACAGAGUAUGUUUGAAAUAUAAUGAUUCAUAUCGCAGAGGCUGAGACUUGUGUUCUGGACUUAACUGACUGGGCUAGGCAGAAAGCAAGACCAAUCAGAACUCUGGGCUGCUCAUACGGGUUUACGCGUCAUUGUUCCGAUCGAUAAAUCACUGCUCUCUAAUCGGCGGCCACAAGUUAUAACAGAAUUACUUAUCAAAUAAAAAAAUCAAUUAACUGAUAACCUUCAUCCAUAUAGAGAAUAGUACAGACAAAUUGUUAAAGAUUUCAAAUAUCUCAUAACAUUUCUUAUUGUUUUUCUUAUUAAUUGAUUGUUCAAUGUGAUAUUUAUGUUAUUUUCUAUGAAACUAAAAAUUUAUUUUAAUCAAAUAAAGAAAGUAAUACUAGUUGAUUGAUUCAAUUUGAUGUUCUCAAUUGUCAUAACUGAAAAUGAUGAAUAGAGUAAACUAAUAAAUUCAGUAUGAUUUAUGAACAAUAUAUUACGUCAUGGAAACAACAACAAAAAAAUCGAUCAUAAUUUUGAUCCACUCAAAAUUGUGUUGAGAGUAAAAGUAAAUGCAUUUUGUAAAGUGAAUCCUAAUAAGGAAAAAAAAAACAAAAAAAAGAAAUACAGAGAUUAUUACAAAAUAAAGCAGUGAAUUUAAAUUCAUACAAGAAAUAUUGUUACUUAAAUUGUACCUGGGGGAACUUCCAUGAAAAAAAACAAAUGAAAAUAACAAAAGAGUAGUAAUCUUUUAGUGAAAUAAAUUGAUAAACUUCAUGAAAUGCAACAUAAUGUAUCAUGUAAAUUCACUUGAUGUUGUUCUACUUGUAUCUUCCCAUUGUUAUUUAGGACUGCAAUUGAUCAGUUUCAUGUUGACAUAUGUGCAUCCUGUGCGGAUUGCCUCGGUAUAACCCUAAAUUACAAGCUUUUUAAACAAAGAUGGAUAGUGAGUAGUAGUGGAAUCCACGACGCGCGUUUCUUCCUAUUUGGGAUUCAUCAGCUGGAUGUACCUUCAUUCCAGAGUUGAUGUUCACUCUGGUACUCGAAUCCAGUACCAUUCGCUUCAAACGCCAUCGCGUUCUCCGUGUAUCAUAGUUAAGAAGAAAUGUAUGUGUAUAUUAUACCAAAGGACUGUAGUUAUAAUCCUUUAAAAUUUGUCUUGUAGUUAAAACUUGUAAAGAUUUUUUUUAGAUUAAAACUUCAUUAUUUUCAAGUUGUAAGCUUGUUUACUUGUGAUAUUUUGACAAACGUUAGCUGAAGUCUUUUCAAUAAAAUUUUAUUUUAAUUAAAAUAUACCCUAUGAUUGCCAUUUUUAUAUAAUUAAACUCCAUAAAUACAACAGAGAUGUUUUACUGACGUAAAAUAUCUUUAAGACUUUUGGUUUCACUAACUUUGAUAUUCUUGAUUAGGAAGGUGUUACAAACAUCAUCGUUGCCAAGCGCUUAAUAUCUAUGAGAUCUUUAGGCUCGGACAAAUAUCAAAAUGCUCCUUUUAAUAUGCUAGGUCCGUAUGUGUUGAUUAUAAGGCAAUGCGUUAAACUGACUUUUAAGAUAUAAAUAAAUUCAAUACAACACUUGGCUUUCGUUAUCUAACUCAUGCUUAAAGUCGUUCGAUUGACGAUGAUCCAUUUUCCGAUGGAAACAUGAACAACAGUUCAUUGUAUUGUUACGAAGUGGUAUACGAGGGUGAACGCGAGUUCUGUGAAUGUCUAUUUCGCGGUAAACUUCAUUGUUGGAAUUCACGUGUAUUUCGUCACGGUAAAUGCUUUAAGUAAAGAGAAAUAGGACACAGAAACUUGUGAUAAUAAACCCCGUAAUUUAGAUCUUGAUGAGAUGUGCGAUCCUAAUGAUCACAAGCGAUUCUCAUUUACACUUUCAAGUUAUUCAAUUCACAUGGAAAAACGGUUAUAUUUAUCCAGUGGUUUGUCUAAUUAUUUCUUUAUUGAUAUUUUAAACAUCACAUUUAUUACAUUGGUCUCAAAGUUGGAGUCUUUAAAUUCCAAUGUUAUAGUUAAUUCUACCUAAUUCUGUAGUUCGGUUAUUGUAAAUCAUAAAUUUCCUAUUCUUGCGUGUUAUAAUUUGAUGAUCAAGGAUGACAGCUCUACAGUUGUCAACUGUGAAUUUCUGGUUACUGGUGAUGGAUUGAUUGUCACAUGGGUAGAGAAUCUAAGAAUACUUCAGACACAACUUUCCCUAUUGACAACUGAGGAUACUUCUGUUAAAAUUCUUGUAAACGUAAAUAUAAGAGAAUCCGAUUAUUAAGAUUUGCUCAUAGUUCCGAAUCAUUCCCACUUUAAUACUGGAGCAGAAAACGUCAAGUGUUUGGAAAUUACAAUGAACUCUAUGUGUGGCAGAAAACUUGAAGAUAUGGGAAGAGGAUAAAUAAACUCCUUCUGUAAAAUCCGACAUUCCUGGUUAUAAAAUAAACCUAACUCGAGGGAAAUAGGGUAAUGCAUCCCAGUUAAGUCUAUCAAAAAGGAUUGGCUAUGGACGAUGAAUUCUAUAUUGCAAAGUGGAAAACUGUACAAGAGAAUGUAUACGAGAGGUAUUAAAUGGAUAAAUAUCUAUACAAAAUAAGCUUAAUAUUACCUGAACAAUGCUUUCUCUAAGAGUUACAGUUACUGAUGUAACAACAGUCUUUUAAAAUAAACUACAGAACAGUAAGUGAUUAAAACAAAUAAUUUGCAAUAAUUACUUGACAUUUCGAUAGAACAAUGAGAAGACGGAGUUGAUCUGAAAAAUGUGAUGUAUUUGCGCUAUACAUUUCGAACAAUCUGGUCACACAUAUACUUGUCAAGGCAUUUUUAUAUGAAAAUUAAUAAAGGUCAAUAAAGAUCAAUUAAAAUAACUAAGGGGAGAGAAAGAAUAAGAAAUUAUCUCGUUAUCCUAGGCCAUAGAAUGACUUAAGGAUUACCAAGGUAAAUUCAAGGUUACGACAAAUUGUUUUUGUCUUCUCAUUGUUCUAUCGAAAUUUAUAAAAGGGACUAAUUGCUUUAAAUACUUGACAUUUAGUGCAAGCGCAUAUGACAACCUUGAAACAACGUGCUAUCCUAAAAGGACAAAAGCCUCAUUCAUGAAAUAGCUCAGAAGUGAUCAGUCAACUGUCUAAAACCAUAAACAUUUAAACGGAACCAACUAACCAGAAGAUCUCUUAAUAAUUUAACCACCAGAAUUUGAAAUGCUGAGUUAAGCUAAGAUAAAACAGUUAAUAAAAGCCUCAAUAACAUGAAGAUGCCAGUCUUUUCCAUAACCUGUAGCAUGAUAACUGCAAACAAAUCAUAAAAUAUGUAAAUCCAGAAAGCGAUAAAACAAGCAUUACUGUACGUAAGGGAAACAAUGAUUUUCAUAUACAUAUAAGGAUUCUCUUACAUAUUCAGGACAGAAAUACCAAACCCCAUACAUUAGAAGCAAUAACAAAGUCGCUUCGAAAGUGAGUUCUCGUCUUAAAAUAGUGUUUACAGUCUCCUGAUGUUACAAUCAGUGACAUGUCUACUGAAGAGUGGUCAUAAACCUAUAUUCGUACGCACCUUUUUCACACCUACCUAACAAGUUUUCACUACAAACUUGAGUCCAUUCCAAUUUCUGUUAAUUCUGACACCAAUAAUCUUAUUGUAAAGAACACUGAACAUAACUCAAAGAAAGAAUAUGAUCUACGUUCAAUGAACCCGUGAAAAAAAACGGACGAGAGAUUAAAAA